Polistes canadensis is the source of this 2376-nucleotide messenger RNA. Its product is annotated as WD repeat-containing protein 43-like. The coding region runs from base 273 to 2123 and encodes 616 amino acids. Lineage: Eukaryota; Metazoa; Arthropoda; Insecta; Hymenoptera; Vespidae. Gene Ontology annotation, biological process: maturation of SSU-rRNA from tricistronic rRNA transcript (SSU-rRNA, 5.8S rRNA, LSU-rRNA). The record is from RefSeq and is a predicted model, not a curated record. Gene Ontology annotation, molecular function: protein binding. The transcript is spliced from 7 exons. Gene Ontology annotation, cellular component: nucleolus.
AGCGAUUUGAGCGAACAUGUCGGUGGUUUCUGAAAUGAAAAAGUUACGCUUUUCGUCUCAACUGCUAUAGGCACGGCAUAUCUUCUUAAUUCAGCUCCGUGGCCGUUAUCCAUGUGAUUCUAUACUUUUACUUCAUCAAUUAUUACUGUUAUAACCUUCGAACAAAGCAAGCUCGCAUUCAACCUUUCCAAAGGUUCAUCAAUAAUACUCAACGUUUAUACUCCAGAAUUAUUUCAAAUAUACAAAAUCAGAAAACAGUAAUAACGAUCAGAAUGGCGAAUACUAUUUGUACCGCAUUUUCUCAAGACGGACAAUAUUUGGUUCAUUGCGGAAUAGAUGGAAAAAUCAAGAUUUGGGAAACAGAAACGAAUAAACUCAAGCAAGAAUAUAUACCGAAUCAAUAUCUUAAUUCGCCAUGCAAUGUAUUAUCCUGGAUUUCUGUAAAUAUUCAGGCAACAAAUGCAACGCACUCACUAAGGAGUAAACGCGCAAGGAAAAUGAUUGUGGAAGAGGCAGAACAAAAAGAAAUAAUUGCUAUGGGAUCUGUAAAUGGAAUUAUCACUUUAUACGAUAUUGCAGCUGCUUCUGUUUGUGGUCAAUUAGAAAAUGGCCAUUCUUUCUGUAUAACAGCUAUGGCUUGGUCCAAAAAUAGUGGUUUAUUCACAGCUGCGGAUGAUCAUUGUUUAAUUCAAUGGAAUAUUCAAGAAAAUGAAAUGAAAUCUAAGUGGAAAUCUGGCAAGGCAAAAGUCACUGCCUUAGCAGUAAUGAAAGAUGAAAAAUCAGUGAUCUCUGCCGAUAAAAUAAUCAAAUGGUGGGAUUUGUCUACAAAGAAAAUUAUCAAGACUUUUACUGGUCAUUCUAGCCAAAUUACCUCUUUAAAUGCAAUAACAGUGAACGAAGAUAUCAGUUAUUUAAUCAGUGGAGCAAAUGAAGAUAGAUAUCUGAGUAUAUGGGCUUUAGAUGAGGCAAAGAAUGAUAAGUGUUCCGUGGCUACAUUAUCUAUGCAAGAUGAAGCUUUGUCUGUUUCUGCACACGUGAAUGAGGAGUCUCAGGUGAUGGUAGUAGCCAAUACUAGAUCAGGACAAGCACACGUUUUUAAAUACGAACUUAACGAAAGAUCUAAACCUUUGAAGCCGAAACUAACUAUUGCAGUUACUUCUGAUGAAAAUCGAAAAGAAACUGUACAACAGAUUCCUAUUAUUAUGGCAAAAUUUAUAGAAAAUGAAAAGUUAUUAUUAGCGUAUGGUUCUUAUCUAAACUUGAUAUUUGAAAAGAUUACACCAGAUUAUUCAAAUAAGAUGCAGUAUUUAAUACGCUCAGAAGUUAAAAAGACAAAAGAAAAGAAAGAGGAAUCAGUUACAAAAGUAAAAGCCACUAUAACGGAGAAUAGUGUUGAACAUCUUGCACUUGGAACAGGAAAUACGACGAUUAAAAGACAUAGGACCAGUUCUGCAAGCUCUCAAUUACCUUUAAGAGAUAGAUUAGAAAAUCUUAGUUUAAAUGUUGAUACUAAUACUACAAAUAGAACUCCUUCUAAAGGAACUAAUAUGAUGCAGCUAUUAAUGCAAGGAUUAUACAGCAAAGAUAGAACUAUUUUAAAUAACGUACUAUUUACAAAAAAUGAAAGAACAAUUAGAAGUACUAUUGCCAAAUUGCCUGUCCAAGCAAUAACACCCUUGAUUGAAGAAUUAUAUAGAAUGUUACGAGGAAAACUGUAUCCAAGUAUAAUAGCUUCUAUAUGGUUGGAAAUAUUGAUAACAACACACUCAGCACAUCUUUUGUCACAUCAAAAUAUCGAUGAAGCAUUAACUCCUAUCUUAGGCUUGAUUGAUGAGAAGUUAAUGUUAUUAAUUGAGAUAUCUAAAUUACGAGGACGUGUUUCACUUUUAACAGAACAAAUAUCUAAGAGCCAAGACGAUCAAGACACGUUAAAUGAUUCUUUAAUGGUUUAUCAAGAUGCUGAUUUAUCUGACGAAGGUCCUUCCAUGGAAGAUACCGUAGAAAGCGAAUCGGGUGAAUAUUGGGAGGAAAUGUCGGACCAAGAAGAGCAAGAAGAUCAAGAUCAAAAUGAAGACGACAGUAAUAGUGUUGAAUUUAAAGAGGAAGAUGAUAUGAGCAGUUGAAUUUUUAUUACUAUCUUUGUACGAUUAUUUGUGAUAAAUGAUAAAAGUAUAAUUUCAAAGUAAAUACAAAAUUUAAUGGAUAUGAAAUUCUUCUUAAGUGGAUUGGUAGAUUUUCAAUCCUUUUAUAUUUCCAAAUUUAAUUCUACAAUAUUUAAGAAGUGAUCGUGCAAUCUGUUGAAGGUUUUAUGUCAAAGAUUUAAUCAUAAUAUUAAUGAAUGUACUUAUUGUAAAUAAUGAUAUAAAAUGAAAACCA